Lineus longissimus is the source of this 3087-nucleotide messenger RNA. Its product is annotated as solute carrier family 35 member C2-like. Gene Ontology annotation, biological process: UDP-glucose transmembrane transport. Gene Ontology annotation, cellular component: cis-Golgi network; endoplasmic reticulum-Golgi intermediate compartment; Golgi apparatus. Gene Ontology annotation, molecular function: antiporter activity. Bases 395 to 1441 code for a protein of 348 amino acids. The record is from RefSeq and is a predicted model, not a curated record. The transcript is spliced from 10 exons. Lineage: Eukaryota; Metazoa; Nemertea; Pilidiophora; Heteronemertea; Lineidae.
ACGAAAAUAUUCCGGUCAUGCCGCAUUCGAAGAUCACGUUUAUUUCUUGAUUUAAAGUGUGUUUUCGCGUCUGGAUAGCUGUGCUUAGUACAUUUCUUUCACAAAUACACUCUUUUGCACUUAUAUAGCAUAUUGUUUGGUUGGUAUGGUUUUGGGUCAUGCACUGUCGGUCGACAUUUGACAAUCAAUCUCGGGAUUGUGAAAAAUGUACAUGGCCCAGGCCUACAUUACUACUACAACUUAGUAUAAGUACAACGCAUAGAGGAUACAUGGAAUGUAUGUAGGCCCCACAUGAAUACGUCGGCCUACCACUUACCAGUUGACAGACAAAGUGCAAGUCCCUUUUGGCGUUGAAGGCUGAUCGUCAAGUAUCGGCAUCCAACAACUAAGUACGAUGCCGGUCAAGUCCAGAUGCAGUUGGGCCUCCGUUUGCUUCGGGGUCCAAACUGUAUCCCUUGUCUUAUUCUUCUAUACGUUCUCCAUAACGCUGACCUUUUACAACAAAAAGUUCAUCACAAUGUUCCGCUUCCCUUUGUCAAUCACAAUAUUUCAUCUGUUUAUCAAAUUUCUGCUGGCAUUACUCUGUCGUACGAUAUGGGAGCUUAAGACGGGGAAAGAACGAAUAUUGCUCAGUUGGGAUUUGUACGUAAGAAAAGUGGCACCCACCGGUAUAUCAAGCUCAUUAGACAUCGGUUUAUCUAAUUGGAGCUUCGAGUAUAUUACAGUGUCUCUGUAUACGAUGACUAAGUCAACUAGCAUUGUAUUCAUCCUAGGAUUUUCACUUUUAUUUGGAUUAGAAAAAAAGAUGUGGUCAUUGAUAUUCGUGGUGAUGUUCAUAGCAGCAGGUUUAUUCAUGUUCACAUAUCAAUCAACGCAAUUCAAUCUCGAGGGCUUUCUACUUGUUUUAACCGCAUCCUUGCUCAGUGGUAUACGCUGGACAUUGGCGCAGAUGUUGACGCAGAAAAAGGAAAUAGGUUUGAGUAAUCCUCUGGACAUGAUCUACCAUGUCCAGCCGUGGAUGAUCCUCGCACUCCUUCCACUCUCAGUAUACUUUGAAGGUAAAGCCAUUUCAAGAAUGUUCGUCGCUACAACGCAGACUCUUUUUGGUGCUGAAGAUCUCCAUGUGGUGUUGAAAAAUUUUGGCCUGCUCCUGAUUGGAGCGUUGCUAGCAUUUAUGUUAGAAAUUAGUGAAUACCUUCUCGUGUCUUUUACAUCAGGACUGACACUGUGUAUAGCUGGGAUUUUCAAGGAAAUCUGUACACUCGCCUUGGCAGCUGAAAUCAAUGGUGAUAGGAUGACCCUGUUAAACUUCCUGGGUCUGGUAGUCUGCUUGGCCGGGAUUGCUCUUCAUGUGGUGCUAAAAGCUCAUAGUACUAAAGCUGCCGAGAAAAAGAAAGAAAUAGAUGAGCUGAUUGAAUUGGAAAAGCUGUCUGAAGACUAGUUGGCGUGAAAAUGUGGAUGUGAAUUCUUGGAUAUUAUCUGACACUCAGUUGCUGUGCCCACACUGGUGUUUUAAACAGACUUGAAUGCGCAUUAACCCUAUAAUACGUAUUGCGGUGCCACGCUGAAGUCAGUUUGUACCUAUUUCCAACCGGUUUAUUCAGAACAGUUCUAGUUGUAGGGAAAUGAAUGGACUUCAACCAAAUGUAUUGGAACUUGCAGUGUGGCUUUAAUAUGCAAUAAAGCGAGAGACAAGAGAGUCUUCCUAUUCACAAGAGCUCCACAGGACUUACUAAACCGUGGCUAGACACGCUUUAUAAAUUCGCCAACAGACAUUAUCAAAUUCUUGUACCAGUGGAUGAAGGAAAUGGGCUCAUCCUGUUGCAGUGUUUUCCUAGUCAUGCUAGUCUUGUUUGUGGUAUUUGUUUAGUCUUCUUCAACCUAGGUUGGCGUGACAUAAGGUACACCCAUUAGGUGUGUGUUCAAUUAGCCGUUGGUCCUUUGAAGGAACAUUGGUAUGGCUGGGGGGGGGACUCGGUAUGAAUUUUGAAUUCCUGGAAUGGAAACUAUUCUAAUCCUCAUCUUUUAAGCAUUUUACUUGAUUUGUCUUUUGUUAGGUCUCAUGUUUUGUACAUCUUGGUUUACGGGAUGGGGGUCACUAAAAGUUUGGUCAGGUGGUCGAAAUGAAAAUAGAAUUGGGAUAAAUGUGAAAAGUGGGGUCGUUGCUAAGCAAAAUCUCCCCCAAAAGAAAAAACGGUUGUAUUUCUGAAUAGAUCAGAAAUUCAGGCUUCAUUGGGUUAAAACGGAAUUGGGAAUUGGUUGUUCUUACUUCUCUUUGCCAUACAAAAUUACUGAAUUAAACAUGCCAUACGUGUUGUAUAUAUCUAUUAUCAGCUUACAUGUAUUCUUCAUAUUAAUAUUUCAAAAUGGAUCAUAUUUUGCGACAUGUUGUACAGUUAAUGUGUAAAUACGUAGUUGAUGUCAAUUUCAACAAUGCCUUUGUGAAGACAGAUGCAGGAAUACUAUACAUACCAAGUUUUAGCAGAUUUGUAUGCAUAAUAACUACACUACGGCAUUAUGUAUAACUGCAUUUCUAUUUUCCUGGACCAUCAGUAAUUACAAACAGCGUACCCCUUUUAAAAGGUCCUUGGGAGAAUGUUUACGGGUAUAUGAAAUCUAGUGAUUAAGGUGUUAGUGGAUGAAAUAUACAUUGGAUGGAUGGCACCCACUAAAAGAUCCUCAGAAGUCUAAACUGCCAUUUCUGUAGUGUCUUUGUAUUCAAAUCAUUUCAAUACUCAUUACCACAACUUCAACUGUGGGAUGACGUGUGUUCAACAAAGAAAUAUGGACCUUUGUUGUAAUAUUACAGGGUGUCUCAUAAGUUGUUUGGUAAUUUUCAUGCCAUUAACCAUUCCUGUGGAUUGUUCCUGGCCUGCAGAGAAGGAACAAGGUCAGAAGUUGGCAGCCAAGGAAUUAGAAAGUGGCAGUAAAAAACUUUUGAGACACCCUGGACAUCUUACGACAUGAAAAGUUCUUUGAUGAAAUGUUGGUGUAAAUAAAUAAAUGUAAGAUCAUUUGACAGCUUACUUGCCCCUUGUGCCAAAUAUCUUUUUGAGAUCUGGUGUAAAAUAAAGGUCAUAUCCCAUA